AUGUCAAAGUGUCAAAUCCGCGUACCUAGUGGCAUUAGGAUAGAUGCCCCCCAAGGUUCAAACCUCCUCCCACCGCUCUGCUUAGCAAGCCUGGCCUCUUGCAGAUACACCAAGGCCAGGCAAACCAGUCAGUCAGCCAAGCCAGGCAGCCUACGACACCUCAGCUCGCCCCUCUGGCUUCACAUUCGUUCACAUAGUACACCAUCACACUCGAAAGAGGCGGUCAACAGCCACCACCGCGAAAUAACGACCCGGCAGCUUACAGUGCCAUCAAUGGAAUCUGCUCCAACCUUCCUCGCCCCAAUUCAAUUCGUUGUCCACAACCAUGGCUACGGCCACUCGUCAACUUCGGCUUCGCCUCCGUCCUUCGCCCUUUCGCCUUUUCAGAUUCACACCCACACGCCCCCCGGCAAUGACUCUCUCCUUCAACCACUACGAGCUACCCUGACUCGAAAUGAGGCGAACUGGAGCCUCGCCGCGAAUUGUUCCUAUGUUUACGCACUUCAACUAUGCAAAACACGUGCCAUGUCACCAUGGUGGCCUGCCCUCUCGACUACCGACAACUGGUCGAUCUGGGUCUUCAUGCAACGAAUCGCGAUGCCGGAGCACCAGCUUGCUGCAUAUGAUAAGACAAGGAAUACGACCUCCGACCUGUCCGUCUACCAGACUUUCUAUGCGUUUGGCGCAAAUACUGUUACGCCGCAGAAGGGAAAGCGAAAACCUCCAGACAGUCACUGCAGUCGAUGCGUUAUCCAACGCGUGGUAAAACCCAACCUCAUGCAGCUACCGCAUCCGAUCUUAGCGAGCCCGGCAGCGUGGUCGCUCGAGAUCGGAAUGGGGAGGAGGGGCGGGUCGACCGACGACCACGGGAGACACACGCAAUCCUUCAGUACUCAGUCUCGCUGGGCCUUGUCACCGAAUGGAGCUGAAAUCCUUUCAUCCGCCUUGGACCGAGACAGAGCCUCCUCUAAUACGAGCUCUCUAUCAAUGUCUGAAGUAGAUCAAACUGGCACUCACCCUCCGAUGCUGAGGCACGUUAAGCCGGCCUUAGUCAGCUACUACUUUACACCGAAAGGAAUGGCCACGGCGACGCUCACGGGGACGAAGUUGGAAAUGACAGCUCAUCGUCCAGACGGAAAUCUGCAGCAAUGGCGCCGGCGGACCAACAACAGCGCUCUGACAAAGGCGGGGGAGGCGGGGAAGCUCUCGGCCAGCUGGCUGGUCGGUCUUUUGCGAACAGUCGAGAAGCCAUCCUUCCAGGUCCGAGAGCGCUGCUCGCCUGCCUACGCCUGUCCAGCCAUCCAGGCUGCUAGUCAUGCGAACUCAACCCCCGCCUUUUCCCAAAGUUCUCAUCAAAGUUACCAAACCACCGCUGCGGAGGCUGCCAAGAAAAGGAUGUUUUGUUGUCACUCGCAUUGCCUGACAUUGAAUUCAUCCGGCAAGCUCGACCUCCAUAGUGUAAAGCAGGACAAGGGCGAUCCGGACAAGACAAGUCGCUCUCCGGACCCGAAGCUCCAUCGCGCCCGGAUCGAAGCCGACCACCCGAUCUCUCCACCUCGAGGCUCAACCGCCUCACACACUGUACACUGUAGGAAGACGGUGACUUUUUUCCAUCUCAUCAUCCCCCCUCGCUUCUUGAAUCAUCUAAUCAAUACCCGCACGAGGAAGUUAGGAACAGUCUUUAACUUCCAUACUCGUCCCAUGAAUUCGCUCUUGGCGCCGCCUUUCAUCGAGGACCUUGAAAGUCUACCUAGUGCGGAACAUGUUCCCCGUCUACCCCUGAAGAAAGGUCGAGAACUCGACAAUACGUCAUGUUUCCCCCCUCUCCCCCUCCGCCUUUGCAAUCUCACCACCUUUGACCAACCCCAAAGAGACAUCAUCCGGUUCUCCAAUCGCUUUGUUUCAGGAUUGCAGGGCUUGGCGAGGGGGCCGCAGCAAUUCGUCCAGACAAGAAAUAAAGAUGAAGACUGA
Colletotrichum lupini is the source of this 1971-nucleotide messenger RNA. RefSeq lists its product as uncharacterized. The record is from RefSeq and is a predicted model, not a curated record. Lineage: Eukaryota; Fungi; Ascomycota; Sordariomycetes; Glomerellales; Glomerellaceae. The transcript has 18 exons. The coding region runs from base 1 to 1971 and encodes 656 amino acids.